UCGAUUAGUCAAACUAACGCACUGUAGAUCCCUUGUUUGAACGUGUCUGUGUGUGAGAAAAGGAAAAAAUUAAAAAAAUCAGUCAGACAAGAGUAGAGAAAGAAUAAAUUUAUACUAUCAUCUUUUUUGUAAUAAUAAGAAAUAGAUUAUUUAAUAAUAAAAAAAUACUGAACGCAACAAUCAAAACGCAAAAGAAACAACCACAAAACGAAAAUAUGCAAUUGCAGUGAAUGGGAAAUGGAAAAUGAGUUGGAAAUUUUCACAAUAAAGUAGGCCAAAUCAAAAAAUCAACAUAAAAAAUACAAGGAGAACAAGAAAUUGAAAAAAUCAACGAGCAGCACUCAACACACACAUCAACGUACAUACUACAAUCAUUGAUCACACUCAACUUUAUAAUAAAACAAAAAAGAAAAAAAAUAUUUUGAAGUGAAGUAGUACAUAAGAGGUGAUACAAAAAAAAAAAACGAAAAAAAUAUUACACACAUAAACGGAAUGAUGGCGAUGAUGUGAAGAAAUCUUGAGAAUCUUUUUUUUUUUUUGUAAAUUGUGCUUGUGUAUAUUUUUAAGAUACAAAAACAACAACAAAUGGCAAUUGAGAAAUCAACAUUUCUUUUACACCUUCCAGAAAAAAGAGAUAAAAAUAAAAGAUAAGAGGAAUGAAAAAAAGACAAACAAAACAAUCUAAAUAAUUUUUUAGAUUUUGUUUAAAGUGAAAAAAAGACUAAUCAAAAACGUUUUGCUUCAUUUGAUUUUUUGUUUUUUGGGAAAUUUAUGACAAUUUCUUUGUUCUCUGCUCUGCUGACAGGGACGUUAACGUCACAGGCCCCCCAAAUACAUUUUGACGUUUACGUUGUCUCAGUGCCGUAAAAAUACAAUAACAACGCGCCGCCAUCCCCAUCCACAUACAACAAGAAAUACGAAAAAGUUAACGGGCCCAGAGAGAAGAGACGUCGUCAAUUUCAGUCAGUCAGUUAGUCUGCUUCUUCUUUUUUACGCUUUAAGAUGUGUUUUUGGUGAUUUCGGGUAAAUGCUGCGUGUCUUUGUUUAACCAGAAGAAGAAAAAAGGAAGAAAAAUGUCAAUUUUAUGCCUAAUCAUUGCAAAUUCAAGUGAAAUUUUGUGAAAAUUGUGCAAGAGAAAAGUUAAAAUGUAAAAAAGAAGGCAGUGAAAUCAAGCUGGAAAAAAAAUCAGCCCCGAAAAAAAGUAGUGAAGAAUAAUCAAGAGAAACCGUGAAAUACCAAAAUGUUUUUAAACAUUGCAAAAGUGAAUGUUUUUAGUAGCGAUUUAACAAAAAACUUGCACUCUAUUCUUUGUAAAUAUUUAAAGACUACCCAUAAAAGCCGCCCCAACAUAAGAUUUUCAUUGUCUUUAUUAAAUUCGUUGUCUUCGUCGUUGUCGUUUCGUUCGUUAUCCUCUGCGUUAUUGCCAUUGUGGUUGUCGUGGUCGUGUUGGUGGUUGCCUAAAUUUUAAAGAAGUAUCUUUUGGAUAUGUAUGAAUCCAACAACAGCAACAACAACUCAAAGUGGAAAAAAAUUCAAUUUAAAACAUAUGAAUUUAAGUGAAAACCCAUAAAUAGCAAAAAAAUAACGUCCAAAAGCGAAGGCAAGAAGAAAAAAUUUCUCACACAACAACGGCACAGAGGAAAAAAACCCAACCUCAAGUGAAAGAAGAAAAUACUGGUUUCCUUUUUUAACUGUGUGAACAUCGCAAUAGUAGUAGUCAUCGCCGUCGUCGUCGUCGUUAUUUGUGGACGUCGACGCUGUCAGUGUGUUUGGUGGCCGACGUCGUCAUUUGCCUUUUUUACAAUUGGCCAGCCAGCCCAAAAAAUUUAGAGGAGAAGAAGGAGGAGGAAAACAAGUUAAAAAAUAAGAAACACACACUCGCACUUACUCAUCCACAUAAAUUAACUGUGUUUAUGUGAUUCUGAUUGUUGUUUUUGUUUAGUUAUAAUAUACAACAAAUAACAAGGCGGCGGGCGACGACUGCGAUCGCCCGUCAUCGUUGCAGCAGCAGAGGCAGCGUCAUCUAUUGAAAGAAAAAUAAAAAAACCGCGCUAAAAUUUUUUUAACCAAGACCGAGGAAAAGAAAGUGGUGAAACUUCUUUUUGUUGUUGUUGUAAGUUGUGUGUUUCUUCUUGUUUUUUCUUUGACCAAGGGCUUCUUCAAAAACAAACACCUAAUAUACACCACCAGGAAGCUAAGAGGCUUGGCAUAUGCAUUUUCAAAAGGAUAUUUUAAGCUGUGUCUUUUGAAGAAUCCAGCAAGCUAUAUUUACACUCAAAUAGUUGGCAAAUAAAUUAUGGAUCCAAGUCGACAUCGCGAAUAUAUAGCCAGCAAUGAAGAACGAUCAAGACUUCAUACAUCGGCAGCAUACUAUAGCCGAGAUAUACCCGACGUAGCGGCACAUCGUUAUUAUGGAUCAUCUACUGCAGCUGUACAACCAACAACACAUCCUCCACCUCCGCCACCGGGGGGACCGGCAAGAAGUCAUAGUAACACAAGAAUAUCCUGCGAUUGUACAACAACACCAAGUGGCGCCCGUAUUACCUGUAACAACUGUCGUCUUAAUCCAAAUGGCGAUAUGUGGCCAAGUGCAUCGUCGUCGUCAUCGUCAUCAUCCAACUCAGGUCCUGCCGCCAAUGAAUAUCACAUGCAUAGAGAAUAUCGCCAAAUGACCACAAGUGAGGCCACAAUGCGUACGGGCAUGCGACAAAGUUCCAUGUAUAUGCAUCAGCAGCAACAACAACCACCACCUGCCCCACCUCCUGCAUCUAAUCCGGCGGCCCAACAUAUGCCGGCUGGUUUAAUGCAACAUCCUGGUGGGCAUCCUCCGCCAUCGCCCACUUCUUCACAAAGCAUAAUGCAAACCCACACAAUUAGUCGAACCAAUUAUUGGCCUCAGAAUCCGUCUUCAACCUCGCAACACUACGGUGAAGAACAUAUACAUGGACCGGGACCAGGACCCGGUCACCACCCCCAUGCCCAUCAUCAGCAGCAGCAGCAACAUGCCGCUGUUGUGCCGCCUCCCCACCAAGCCACCACAACUCAAACACAAAUUGACAGUAGCAUAACAAGGCGCCCAGCUGCAAAUGCGCUUGGCCCCAAUGGUGCACCCCUGGAUGCUGGCAACAUGUAUGGCCAAUAUAAGUCGGUAUCACAUCCAUCACACUCAGGUAGUUCCUAUCCAGCCCAGCAGCCAGCACCACCACAGCCAUCUUCCACGAAUCCGGUACAUCAUCAACAACAACAACAUCAACCACAGCAAAGGGUCAGUGCAAUAGGAGGAGGAUCUUCAGGUCAAACACCUCCCAUGAUUGGUGCUAGUAAUUCUCAUUAUAUUACCAAGGAACAACGUGUCUAUCAAACGAAAUACUCCUCGACAACAACCACAACAAAAAUAGCCUACAAUGCCACGGCAACAUCGACGGCCGUCUACGACAGCCACCAUCCCCAUCCCCAACAUGUGGGCAGUGCCAAUAAAACCUCUUCCGCCUCCCUACCCAUCGAUCAUCAUGUCAUCAAUCCCAGCAAUUUGCCCAACUCCAAGGAACAACAUCCCAGCCCGAAUUAUGCUCGCAAAUGUCCUCAAAUGUACACCCCCGAAACGGCGGCAGAACAGAGUACCGUCCAUCAGCAUCAUCACCAUCAUCACAACCUGUAUAUGACCACACCGCAAUUUAGUUCCGAUAAAUUCUCAAGGGCAUCGCCUCAACAGUUGCCAACGUCGGACUACACAAAGCUGCGGGAGAGUCCAAGUGGGGCAGGGGGUGCCAGUCCCUAUAUGGUAUCGUCUGGUGACAAUAAAUACAGCCACAUACCACCGUCCCCAUCAUCGUCACACCUGCGCGAAUCGCCACAGUUUGUCAGCUCCCCCCAAGCGCCGCCUCGUAAUGCCAAUGCGUAUUAUAAUAAUUCGAAUCCUCCCAAUCAUCAUCAUCAUCAGCAUCCUCCUCCACCUGCUGCUGCAUCCUCAAAGGUCCACCCACCGGAAAUGUCUCCGAUAAUAAUGAAACAAUCACCACAUCCGCAUUAUCAGUAUUCAAGAAGUCCGCUACAACCGCCGCCAUCGGCCGCAGCAUUACCACCGUCCGCCUCGCACUCACAAUUGCAUCAAAUGCCUGGCAAUAAAAUGAGUUCUAACGCCCCGGCGGCUGGAGGUGGACUGGCAGCACCUCCACCGCCGCCAGGAAAUCCACCACCCCUCUCAUCAUCACAGCGCUACCUAAUGGAUAAUGUCAAGCGAGAAGAUCUGGAAAUUUAUGAAAGUUCACCCCAGCAUCAGGCUCGAGGUUCCACGGUUGGGGGUGCUGCUGCUGCUGGUAGUGCAGGCAUUUAUAUCAAUCCCUACAAUACCCCACCACCCACGGGCGGAGAUUCGUGCUGCAAAGAGGUUACAGCCUCUUCGCCAUACACCAUUGUGGGUUCAGCUACACCCAAUUAUCGUGUGGAAUCUCCUCAAUUCUAUGGCACAAAAUAUGGGAAAAUGUCCACAACGACUGGGUCGGAGAAACAUGCAGCCCUACUGCAGCAGAAUACCCCACCGCCCAGCCGGGCCCCCAGUCAAAGAGGUGGACAUCCGGGGGGACAACCAGCCGCUUAUUAUUAUGAUGGUAAUCCACAUAGUGCUCCCUCGCCUGCAGCAGCAACGGCAGCUUCACCUAGUCCCUCGUCCGCGCUUCUGGCCUCCUCCACCACAACAUCGCAAACGCAUAUUCAUCACACCGAAUAUGUGACGACAACAAUACAGGGCCCAGCAGGUCAUGCCAUGCCUCCGCAAUCCUCCUAUCCACCCAGCCAGCCCAUGGGCCAACAUCAUCAGGCUGCCGGCUUGAGAAAUACUGAAAUGUUACCUUACGAACGCGCCAUGCCGCCGCUUCAAAAUCAUGCCCAACCUCCAGCGGGCAUGAAACAUGGCGGCCACACCUCUACAAUGGUGCCAGUCCAACAAAAUGUCUCCUCCGUACCUUCUUCACAACAUCAUAAUGCUUCCAAAAUACCUGUUAAUCCGGUGGGUGGCGGCAGUAGUAAAAAUAAGCCAAACUACCGCGAGCUAAUCACCCGGCAAUUGGCCAUGCGAAAUGCCACCUCAGAGGAGGAAUUAAAUUUGCAGAUCAUUAAAAAGACUUUAAAUGUGGAUUCUCAAAAUAUCAGGGUGCCACCGGGGGGACCCGCGGGAAAUGUGGCGCAAUCCAAUUUGGCACCCAAUGCCAGAGGAGUUAUUGGUGGGCCUGCUGCUUUACAUCAGCCACCGGCAAUUGUUGGUGGGCCUCCAGCUGGAGUGCCUCUACUUCAACCUCAACCCUCUAAUCUUCCGCUGCAGAAUUCCAAGCUGGCUAGUCAUCAUACGACGACGGCGGCAGCGGCGGUGCCACGGCCAGCAGAACCUUCUCGAAUUUUCAUUAAACAAGAGGAUGACAAGCCCUCCUCCUCGUCGUCGUCGGCGGCGCCGUCUUCCGGUCCAACAACCACCACUUCUCCCCUAGAUCUCUCAAUGCGUACGGUGAAAACCAAGGCCGAUUCGACAGAGUACAAAUAUCAACAGAGACGUUCCACACCCAAUUUGUCGAAUGUGGCCAGCUCUUCAGUGGGUGGUGGUUAUACAUUGCCACGUGUCGACUCAACGCCUGUCUUUUCGGUGCAUGCCUUUGAACCGGGUGCCCCCACAUCUGUGGUAGACAUUACCGGCAGUGGUCGCCGGCCAAGCCCCCACAGUUCUAGACACAAUUCACUGGAGCGCAGCAGCAGAAAUUACACACCUCCCACCCAGCCGAGUCCCCAGAAUUCCAGACACAAUUCGCUGGAGCGCAGUCGAAAUUACACACCACCCAGCCAGCCAAGAGAUAUUGUCAUGACGCCAACACAUUCGAACAGUGUAUCGCCCAUAGGAUCGUCGUCGUCCACAUAUCCCCAUCCGGCGGAACGUCAUUCCAGUUCGCCCUACACCCCAAGACGUAGUGUGGGGGAAAUUAAUCCAACAAUGACGGCUCCCGGCAGUCCACAUAUUAAGACUGGCUCCUCCACCUCCACUUUAUCUUCCAUGUAUGAUCCGGCAGCUCCAUCCUCGUGUAUUAUAAAGGCUGCACCGAAAACGGAAAGGGAUUUACCGCGCCACACAAUACCCCAGGCUAGGCCAAGUGUCUUGGAAACCAAUCCCUAUGCUGCCAGUGUUAUAAAAACUGAGCCCACAAAACGAAUGCCACUGGAAGGUGGCAGUUUAACUGUGAGCGCUUCUCCCUCUUCAUCUGCUUCGUCGAGCACAACACAUCACACCUUGGCAGCUGUAGAACGUUUGCCGCCCGAUACAAGUAUAAUGCCUUUGCCACUCAAAAGCAGUUACGGCCUAUCAUCAAAGCCCUCGGCAAUAAUGGCACCCAAACAGGAUAGUCCCUCUCCCGUGAAUACCUCACAAGGUUGUGAAAGAAAUCCCAAUUUUAGAAAACGACACAUACAAGAGUAUUCCCAUCAAAUGUCCGCGUCCGGAGAGCCCAUGAUUAAACAAUCGCGAUAUUUGGACUCUAACACAAGCCCCGGGGUGGGCCACACGAUGGCCUCCAAACCCAUUAUACCAAUGAGGCCUGCAGAUAUUUCCGUAAUUGCGGUAAAUGAAAGUAAUCAACAUGAAUUACUGGCGGAACGCAACCUAGGAAGUGGGGGUGUAAUCGCCACAGCUGCAAGUAUUGCCAAGAAUCAGGCCCCCGUCAUUGUGAAUAAUUUCAAUCACUGCAAUUCUAAGACUCUACCACCUCCCAUAGCCACGGCUGACUCAUCGGGAGCUGUGGUCUGCAAACAAGAGCCAUUGACACCCACUGGAAUGGCAGAUGCUAGCCUCACACCCAAACUGGAAACGGCGAUUGCUCAACAACCACCCAGCCAGCCCAGAAUAAGGACAAAAGCUGAGCUAAAGGGUUUCACAUUCAAUCCACCACCACCGACGGUGGAUGUCAAGCCAAGUGAACCACCAUCGCCAACUGCUCCUGUUGCUGCAGCAGCAGCAGCAGAGGUGGUGGUAAACAUAAAACAAGAAUCCCCUCCUCCAGAGGUAACACCAACAUCAACGCCUGUCAAAAUUAAAGUAGAAGAACCAGAAUCCACUGUCAUGGAGGAAAUCGAAGCCAUACCCGGCUUGGAAGAUGACUUUUCGGGAAAGAACCUUUUGGAUUUUGGUUGGAGUAAUACCUGUAACAAUUUUGUGGAACAGCUAAUAACCCGGCCGGCCAAGAAAUCCAUAAUGCCGGGAUUAGUGAAUAAGGCCAUCACCACUCCAGCGGCAGUUCCCAAGGAGAGUUGUGUCGACAAUGCGGCAACCGCUUCCAAUGAUGCCGGCAAAGCUAAGCUUAAUAACUAUUCCAACAUUGAAUCUGCGGCAGAUACCACGACAACACGUAGCUCAUUUCCCCAUUUUGAUGGUGGCAUAGAUUCUGGCAUGAAAUCCUCCUCCGUAAAUCAAGAUCCUCUGAAUUCUCCCUCCUCCUCGACGGCUGGAAUGAUGCACAAGAAGUUGAAUAAAUUGGGAAGAGAAAAGAAACGCUAUCAACAGGAGAAACGUUUGGCAGAACGCCUGCAAAGCAACAAGGAUAGCUCGUCGGAGACAGAAGAUGAAUUGGACAAGCGCAAGACGGAACGCCUGAAGAAGCCGCUAAUGAAGGCUAAAAAUAAACUGAAAUCCAAAACCAAUAGCAAUGCCAGCAACAACGACAACAAUUCCUCUUCGACGCAAGUCAAUGAUAAAAAUCAAUUUUCGGAUUGUGGUUCAGAUUCUUCGUCCAGCGAGGAGUCGGAGGAAAAGGAAAAGAGCAAAAUGCCUCCAACCACAGUGGCGGCCAAGAAGGAGAUCUCAAUGAAAGUAAAUAACGUUCAGGAUAUCAAGGGUUGUGAGAAAAAGUCUAUCAAAGAGGAGGAGGAUGACAAGCAGCAGAAUAAGGACUUGGCAAAAUCUAAAACAACGGAAAAACAAGAGAAGGGCAGUAAAAAGGAUAUUAAAGUGGAGAAGGAAGACAAAACCAAGGAUAACAAAAAGUCUCCAGGAAAAUCCACCGAAAGCGAAACAAAAAAGCCAGCCGAUUCAGGCUCACCUUCUUCCUCCUCCUCCUCCUCUGCCGCCGCGUCAUCAGCAUCAUCAUCCUCCAGUUCAAGUGAAAGUGACAAUGCCAAGGACAAGGAAACAAAAGAGAAAACCAAGACCACCACGAACGCCUCCUCAAAUAAAAAAUCCAACGAAAUUUCCUCCAAAACAAUUGGGAAAUUUAAGAUAAGCCUCAAUACCAUGACCCGUUCCAAACGCAAAAAAGAAAUGGAAGCCCAAAUGGCCAAUAGCAAAGUUCUGCGCAAUGACAAGAUCAUUCGAAACUCCACCUCGAAGAUCAAACGGAAAUAUGUGCGGAAAUAUGUCAACAAUGUCAAUAGCUAUCAAGAAUCGGGCGGCUUGACCCGGGAAUCGGGAGUCAUUAAGUCGGCUCGCCUCAAGGCCAAAUUGGAGAGGAAAGUAUUGGCGCUAAAUCAUCUCAAGGGCAAAGAUAAGGGAAAGGUCAACAACAACAACAACAACAACAACAAGUUAAAGGCCUCGACGACGGCAACACCUAAGGAAGUGCAAAAUGCGCAGACAGUAACACCACCUACCAAGGGUGCCAAAACGGAAAAUCUCCAUGAUCCAAAUGUUCUUGAGCUAUAUCGCUUCAAACGUGCCCUUAAGGUGCCACCCAGUCUUAUAAGUAUUAAACAUCCGGCAGCCCACAAAAUUGCAGCCUCUCUGCCGGAUUUGGAGCGGCAUGCCUCGGCCUUGGAUGCCUAUGCCAAGAAAAAGAAAAAGAUUAAUUUGAAAUCCCACAAAAACGAUAAAAACGGCAGCGGUAAAUCCAAGACGACAAAUGAAAAGGAAGGUCCGGCAAGUGGUGGCCAACAAAAGGAUGAUGAACCCAGAUCUAUCAUUGAUUUGCUACAUUCCCGGGUCACCAAGGCGUCGGGACUUAAUGUCAGCAAUAAAUCCACUACUACCACAGCCUCAAAAACCGCCGCCAGCGCAGCAGCCAAUUCCACUACACCCAAAACCAGCAGCACCACCUCGACCAGCCUGUCCUGUGUGAUUGGUAAAAACUAUGCCAACAGUUCGAACAACUGCGGUAUGUUCAGUGAAACCUCGCAGACCACCGAGUCGAGUGAACUGCAAAUGUUACCACCUAUAAAGCCCUCGUCCGAUGAAGAUGACGAUGAUGACAAUGAAUCGGCCACCAGUGGCAAAAAACGACACUUUAGCAUCUUCGAGACCACAGUGCUGCCUACGAAAACUCGUACCGAAUCGAAAAUGCAACAGAAACGAGAGAAUAUACGUGAAAUAUUUGUGGGUGAUGAUCGGCCGGCUUCGGCACCACCUGAAAUGACACAGGCCCCCGAUAAUGGAGGCAGUGGUGGUGGUGGGGGAAUUGAAAAAAUGACCUACGAACAGACCUAUGAACAAUUUCUACAACAAAUGAAUAUUGUUAUUAGCUCGGACAAAACCGGACGAUUUAGUCGAACAGCUGGUGCCCGAAAGCUGUUACUCCCCACCACCACGAACUCACAAAAUGCGAACAGCAACAACUCGACCUCAUUGAAUAUCAAACAGGAGGAAGUGGAUACCGAAAGUACAAGUGUCAUGGAUCCCGAUGAACUGAAAGAUGAUCAAAAAUCCGAAACCACCCAUACCAUAAGGAAGAAACGUGGCAAAUACCUUCGGCGUAAAGGCAGCUCAGGUUUCGAUUAUAUACGGAAAAAGAAGAAACCCUCUUCCAGUUCCGUUUCCAAUGCCAUGCACAAUCACAAUAGCUCUCACAACUCAGCGUAUCACAAUUUUUCGAUAAAAAACGAAAAAAUGGAAGCCGACGAAUAUGAGAACAAGGUGAAGACCGAAGACGAUGUUAGUCGGGAAAUCCAGAAAUGGGUACUCAACAAGGGUGUGGGUCAGAGUACAAUGCAUAAGGCAGCCCGUCAGGGUUACAUCGAUGUGGUGGUGUAUUGUUUGGAACGCAUGAACAUGAAUCCGGAUCAGAAGGAUAAUGCCGGCUAUACGCCGCUGCAUGAGGCCUGUACCAAUGGGUGGUUGGACAUUGCAAGGGUAUUGCUACAAUAUGGUGCUAAUCAUUCGGCAGCGGCUCAUUCGGGUAUACGACCGUUGCAUGAGGCUAGUGAAAAUGAUCAUGAGGAGAUUGUUCGUUUGUUAUUGGCCUAUGGUGCUGAUCCUCUAUUGGCUACAUAUUCAGGUCAAACUCCCUUAAUGUUAGCUUCAAGCACAACAAUGCGUGAUAUUUUAAAUAAUCAUUUAAUAGAUGUACAAAGUAUGGGACCUGAACGCAAGCCAUGGAAAUUCAAUGGGCCAUGGGAGAUAUACGAUCCUUCAGAAUGCGGUUAUAAUGUGUUUGAGGGUGCACCAAAUCCAUUGUGUGAUACGAGCCGAGCUCCAUUUUUACGUAAAGGUUCUUCUUCUUCUACUUCGUUAGCAACAAAUAAUCAAAUGAUGCAAAACAAAAAACAAAUUGUGCUCAACAACACAGCAGCAACAACAGCGAAUAAAAAUAGCACAUUGGAUGCAGCUACCACUAAUAGCAACAAUUCCCAACAAGUUGUUGUACAAAAUGGUCCUACUAAAAGUGAAAACAACAACAGUACAAGUACUGUCAAUAGUUGUAGUGGCAGUGGUAGCAGUACCAGCAAUAAUACUGAAGCUUUAAAAGCAACUGGUGGUGGUGGUAUCAGUGAGGCAUCACAUCAUCAUAAAGGGGAGACAACAACAAAGACUGUUAUGGAUAAAUGUGCAGUAGUACUUGAAAUAGAUCAUUUCAAUACGGUUCAAAUGAAAUCUGCCGUUGGCGGCAGUAGCAGCAGCAGCGGCAGCAACAACAACACUAAAUCGGAGAUAUUAGUUGAAAACUCGGAUAGUGAUGGUGAAAUGUUUGAGUUUGAGGAAGCGGACAUUUUACUGCCACCCCUGUAUCUACUCAAGGACGAGGGCACCACUGAUAAAUGGGUGCUCUUGAGUGAUUUGUGCAAUUUACUUAAAGUGAAAUCAAAGGAUACUUUAUUGAAUAAGAUCUAUCCACAAUCUUCUUCCGCGGCAUCCGCCCACAAAAGUCUUAUGCGUGAAUUGAAAAUGUCGGAUUUCCUGGAGAAGGCGACAUGUUUACAACUUUUGUGCGCCGGUGAAAAACUGAAUAUCUGCGCAUCAAAGGUUGUGCUAAUCAAAUACAACGAGAAUGUUAGAAACUUAUUAGGGGUCAAAACAAUAUUAAUGAAAUUUUAGAAAUUAAAGACACACAAAAAACAACAACACAUAUAGAUUUACAAGAAUGCUGUAACGAAGAAAAAAUAAAAAGAAUCAAGUAAUUAAAUAAAAAAAGCAACAACAUUUAUGUAAAACAAACAACAACAACAAAAAUAUUCAAAAUAUUUUAGUUUGUAAGCUUUAAUUGACAACAAGAAUGAAUGAAAAGAACAAGCAACAACAACAAAUUGUGUGAAAUAGAGUAACGAAAAAUUAAUGGAAAAACAAAAAUUAAAAUAAUUAUAAAUUCAUAUACAUCUAGCAUAUAAAUACAUACAUUAUAAUAAUAAUAAUAUACAUAUAUUUAUACUAAAUAUACAGUAUACAUAUAUAAGAAAUGAAGGAUGGAUUAAGCAUAAAAUAUAGUUUUUAAUUUUUAUUGUAGCAAAAAGUGAAAAAAAAAUUAACAUCAAGAAUUAAUAAAAAAUAUAUAUAAUGAAAUUACUGUAUUAUUGUGUGUUAAAAUACAUUAAAACAAAUCAACACACGCUAAACAAUAACAACAAUAACAAACAAUGUGCAUAUAUUAUUUUAACGUGUUCUUUUUUUUUACAAAAUAUAUACAAAACAAAAAAACAUACUCUACACUGUAAGCGUAAAAUUUAGUUUAUUAUCGUUGUAUUUUUAUAAUUUAAAGAAAAAUAAUAUUUAAAUGUAUUUUUUUUUUUAAAAAACCUACUGUAGUUCACAUAUGCUAAUUUGUUUUAAAAAUCAAAACUCGUAUUAAGGUACUAAAAAGAGAGCAUCGAAACAAAAUAAAAAACAACAUUUAAGUUUCUAUUUUAGGUUUCAAUUCUAUUUUCUGAGAACAAAAAC
This is a messenger RNA of Musca domestica (house fly), 12106 nucleotides long. Its product is annotated as mucin-17. The record is from RefSeq and is a predicted model, not a curated record. Gene Ontology annotation, cellular component: nucleus. NCBI's taxonomy places the organism in Eukaryota, Metazoa, Arthropoda, Insecta, Diptera, Muscidae. Gene Ontology annotation, biological process: negative regulation of transcription by RNA polymerase II. Gene Ontology annotation, molecular function: protein binding; transcription corepressor activity.